This is a messenger RNA of Anarrhichthys ocellatus (wolf-eel), 2463 nucleotides long. Its product is annotated as glycogen debranching enzyme-like. Gene Ontology annotation, biological process: glycogen catabolic process. The transcript has 16 exons. The record is from RefSeq and is a predicted model, not a curated record. The coding region runs from base 33 to 2162 and encodes 709 amino acids. Lineage: Eukaryota; Metazoa; Chordata; Actinopteri; Perciformes; Anarhichadidae. Gene Ontology annotation, molecular function: 4-alpha-glucanotransferase activity; amylo-alpha-1,6-glucosidase activity.
GCAGAGGACUGCUGCUGCUCAGUGACAGUGACAUGGAGAGCCUGGACCGCACUCUGUUCCGUCUGGAACAAGGCUUUGAGCUGCAGUUCCGUCUUGGCCCUACCCUCCAGGGUAAGUCUGUCAAGGUCUACACCAACUACCCUGCAAAAGGCCUCAAGUUUGAGCGCCUGAAGUUCCGUCCUUUGGACUGGGUCUACCCGAACGAGCGGGAGGAUGACCGUGAUAAAUACUGCAAACUGGACUUAAUGGUGGCUGGAUCCUAUCAGUACUACUUUUCCUGUGGGGACAAAGAGAAAGUGAGUGGUGGUUACAUUGUAGUUGAUCCAGUGCUGAGGGUGGGAGUCAACAAUGACAUCCUACCACUGGACUGCAUCAGCAGCCAAACAUACUUGGCCAAAUGCCUUGGCCCACUGGACAAAUGGCUUGACAGACUUAGGGUCGCAAAGGAGACAGGCUACAACAUGAUCCACUUCACACCGCUGCAGAAGCUUGGUGUGUCUGGCUUCUGCUACUCCAUAGCCGAUCAGCUGAAGUUAAACCCUGACUUCUUACCUGAGGGGCAGCACUACACAUGGGGAGACAUUGGUGCUUUGGUGGAGAUGCUGAGGAAAGACUGGAACAUGGUCUGCAUCACGGAUGUGGUCUAUAAUCUCACAGCGGUUGGCAGUGAGUGGAUUCACCUCCAUCCUGAGUGUGGUUACAACUUGGUUAACUCUCCUUAUCUGAAACCAGCUUGGCUCCUUGACAGAGCUCUGUGGCACCUCAGCUGUGAGGUGGCUGAAGGAAAAUAUGCUGAACGAGGAGUACCAGCACUCUUUCAAGAUGAACGGAACAUGAAUGCUCUGCGGGGAAUCCUGUGGCAGCAGGUGUUCUCCAGGCUAAGGCUGUGGGAGUUCCUGCAGGUCAAUGUGGAUGAAGCUGUGGAGCAGUUCAGACAGCUGCUAAAGACUGGUAGUUUAGGUGUCAGUUCCACAUCCACGUCCAGUCCAGAGUGUAAGAAGCAGCUAAAGAUGGCACAGGACCCUUGGCACAGACGAUUUGGAAACACAGUGGACAUGAACUCUGCCAUGGAUAUUUUCACACCUCACAGCCCAUCAGACGUCCAGGAGUGUUGUGUCGGUUUCAGAAAGAGACUGGAGGAGCUGAACUUGGAAUUGUUCAAAGAGAUGAAUCAACACGCAGAGAAGGCAACUAACUGCAUUCUGGUAAAUGUAGUUUAUCAGCGUCUUUCAGAUCAGGGGCCUAAAUUGGGUCCGGUAACAAGGAAGAACCCUCUCUGUAGCAGGUAUUUCAUCUUCCCCUUUGAAGACAUUACCUUUGAUGAAGAACUGCAGCUUGUGGAGCAGAGUGAGAAGGCGUGCCAAUUCUUGGCCCAUGAUGGUUUUGUGAAAGGAAAUGACCUGCUCAGGAACUUUGCUGAACCAGAAUGGCUGGAGAUUGCUUUUGUGGUGCAGGCAUCUCUUUAUCCAUCUUUGAACCAUUUUCCUUUUCAUCCUAAAUUUUUGAUUUCAGGACAGACAUAUUCUGUGUCAUAUAUGGAGUGGGAUCUUAAGAUCCAGGAGAACUUUGAGAAGAAGUUCUACAUUUCCCAUGAUCCCCAAAACCCGGAAGAAAAGCAACCCAAGUUUGUCCACAAAAGAGGCAUCUACAAGGACAGUUUUGGGGCUUCCAGCCCCUGGUGUGACUACCAGCUCCGGACUAACUUUCUCAUUGCCAUGAUGGUGGCUCCUGAGCUGUUCACAGUAGAGAAAGCGUGGGAGGUUCUGGGUGUAGCUGAGAAGAAGCUUCUGGGGCCAUUGGGAAUGAAGACCUUGGACCCUGAUGACAUGGUGUACUGUGGAAUCUACGACAACAGCCUGGAUAAUGAUAACUUCAACCAAGCUAAGGGCUUCAACUAUCAUCAAGGCCCAGAAUGGUUGUGGCCCACCGGCUACUUCCUGAGGGCCAAACUGUACUUUGCCAGGAAAAUGGGAGAGGAGACAUAUAACAAAACCAUUGUCCUGGUGAAAAAUGUACUGUCUCAUCAUACUGUACACUUGGAGAGGUCCCCUUGGAAGGGUCUCCCUGAGCUGACUAAUGAGAAUGGCCUGCACUGCUCAUUCAGCUGUGAGAGCCAAGCCUCAUCCAUGGCUACUAUCCUGGAGGUUCUGUAUGACCUUUGAUCCCAACAACCCAAAUAACAAUAAUGACCCCCAACCCUCCUACACAAACAAAUAAAGUAAAUCCUCUUGUCACAAGCUGUGAAGGGCUUGUCACUUUCUUACUGCAUGACUGCACCAUGUGUCCUUGAGGGCAGGGUGUAGGGUAGUUCAAGGGCUGAUCAAACCUGCUGAAAAUAUGCUUAGGGCAAUAAAAAAUGUAAAAUGAUAUUAAAUAAGUACAGGUGUCUUUUUUUUUACCAUAAUCAACAAUUCUUCGAAGGUGAUUUUACCCACAGCAUAAGCAUACACCUCAAGUUCAAUC